AUGGGGCUGGAGUUCAGCACUGUUGAAACUUCUCACAACAUGAUCAAACAGCUCUCCCCCCUCCUCACUUUGGAGGAAUGCGGGGCUUAUGUCAGUGAGAGUCAGCUUUGGUUCAGUUCUCUGCAAUUUCUGUGCCAUUCUCUCACUUAUCUCCAAUUCUGUUGCAGGUCACAUGAUCAGAAAAGUGUUACAGAUGCAGAAGCACUUCCUUCUAAGAGACCUUCAACUCAGACCCGUGCCAAACCUACAUCUGGUCGAGCUAGGGGCCCUGCUAAACCAGUGUGCAAGACUGAGCCCCCAACUGAAAGUCCUGUUGUUGAUGAAGAAAUUAAUAAGAAGUUUGAAAUUAAGAAGAAAGAAGAGGAUGGAGAUGACCUCAGUGAAGAUGCACUUGACGUAGAGCCACAGUUUCAGGAUUUGACAAAUAUCAGUAGUGCGGAAGAGGAAGGAGACAGCAGCGAAGAAGAUGUUCCCUUCAGAGAUGACCUAAAUGACCAGAGCUAUGAUCCAAAAGGAGAAAAGGAAGGCCCAAAACCAAAACGUAGACUUCCUCCGAGACAAAAAGAAAAGCGAGAAAAAGAAACCGAUAAACAUCCCAAAGCAGAGAAAGAAAUAAAAAAGGAGGGAACAGAUUUGGAAAGUUUGGAAAGUGCAGAGGAGGAAGUCAAAGCUGAAGAAAAACAUGUGGAAGAGACGGGAGGACCCAGGAAGAGAGGUAGAAGGAAAAAAGAUGACAAAACUCCACGCCUGCCAAAGCGAAGGAAAAAGCCACCGGUUCAGUACGUACGUUGUGAGAUGGAGGGUUGUGGUACAGUCUUGGCACAUCCACGUUACUUACAGCACCAUAUUAAAUACCAGCAUUUGUUAAAGAAGAAGUACGUAUGCCCGCACCCAUCCUGUGGAAGGUUGUUCAGGCUACAGAAGCAGCUGCUGCGUCAUGCUAAGCAUCACACUGAUCAGAGAGAUUAUAUCUGUGAGUACUGUGCUCGUGCCUUUAAGAGCUCGCACAACCUCGCUGUCCAUCGCAUGAUCCACACAGGAGAGAAACCUCUACAGUGUGAGAUCUGUGGCUUUACUUGCCGGCAAAAAGCUUCACUAAACUGGCACAUGAAAAAGCAUGAUGCUGAUGCGACUUACCAGUUUUCCUGUUCUAUUUGUGGCAAAAAGUUUGAGAAGAAGGACUGUGUUGUGGCCCACAAGGCUAAAAGUCAUCCAGAAGUUCUAAUAGCAGAAGCACUUGCAGCCAAUGCUGGAGCACUUAUCACCACCCCAGCUUCUUUGCUGGAGCUACAAGGAAUCCCUGUGCCCACAGACCUUGGCAGUCUAGAGGUGGGUCAAAUUGUGCCUGAAAGUCAGGCUCCAGCGGUAACCCAGGUAGAGAAUAUGACCCAACAAGUGGGUCAUCAGGUGGUGUUACUGGGUCAGGACCAGACCCUACAUACCAUGCAGGUGCCUGUAACUAUUGCACUGUCACCCAUCGAUCCCCCUUCACCCGCUGACCAGACUCAUCUCCAGCUCCAGAUGCCUGUGCAGUUUGUGCAGGGCCCUCAGCCACUGACCCCUUCCCCCAGUGCAGUGGUGACACAUCAACCCCCUCUGCAGGCGUACUCCUCUCAGCAGCAGAGCACAGGGCAGCCCCACAUCCUUCAGAUGACCUUCCAGCCUGUGAGCCAGCUUCACCUGCAAACCUCCAGCCCGGCUCUUGUGUCUUCCCCCCAGUCGCAGGUCCCAGCCUCCUCUAAUGGGGAAGGCUUUGUUCUUGACAAUCCAGUGAUGUCUUCCACCAAUCCCAACAGCAGCUGCCUCCAGCAGACAGAGGCAAGAGAGGACAGUGUGGUGUGGGAACAACAAGAAACAAGCUCUGAUGUGAAACAAGGAUGGUGCACACAAACAGAAAAUGGAAGUUAAUUAUAUGAAUAACAAUAAUAAUAAUAAUGGCCUAAACACUGUAUUUAACUGCCUAAGCUAUGUGUAGGAGCACCAAUAUAGUAACAGUUUAUUCUACUUUAGAUACCUUUUGGUAGCUUUUUAGAUUUUCUGUAUCAGGGAAAGUAUGUGCAAGUUGUUGCAUUUGUACAUAAGUCAUGUUAACACAAGUUAUGUGUGUAUGUUGAAGAAAUAUUUUACAAUGCUGGUAUUACAAUAUAGUCAUCCUGUCCCAAGUAAACUGUUUAGUCUAGAAUGUGGCUCUUUCAAGGUUUCCAUCAAAAUUAAAUGUUUAUGCACAUAACAAAUUUAAUAAAUAAACUCUGAUUAACAUAGCAAAACAUAUGUAUGUAACAUAAUACAUGUGCUGCUGUUAGUCUUUACAGUUAAUCCAUGUUCAAACAGACAUUGUAUUGCUACCUACAUUGUUGUGGACGUUAGAAAUUCCUAGAUGCAAACUACACAUUUUGCUGUCACAUAAACGUAGAAAUCUUAAAUAGGUCUAUAGUAAAACUGCACCUCUGUAACAGCGUGGUAGAAAGGACACACAACUGUUGAUUUGUAUGUUGUAAAUAAAUGUCUUAACACCC
Periophthalmus magnuspinnatus is the source of this 2516-nucleotide messenger RNA. RefSeq names its product E3 ubiquitin-protein ligase ZFP91-like. Gene Ontology annotation, molecular function: transcription coregulator activity. The record is from RefSeq and is a predicted model, not a curated record. Gene Ontology annotation, cellular component: nucleus. The transcript has 13 exons. NCBI's taxonomy places the organism in Eukaryota, Metazoa, Chordata, Actinopteri, Gobiiformes, Gobiidae. Bases 1 to 1908 code for a protein of 635 amino acids. Gene Ontology annotation, biological process: regulation of transcription by RNA polymerase II.